CAGAAUUAUUGUAAAAGUCACAGUAGUUGCAAAAAGAUGAGAGUAGAUUUUACAGUUAUGGGAUUUCAAAAAAUUCUAUUAGUGAUUAUUAUUAUUCAAGGAAUCUCUUCGUAUUAUAUUUACAACGCAGAUACAAAUCAAGUUCUAUCUUACGCUACAUUAAAUAACUUACCGGAAGGAUUCAAAAUUAUACGAGCUCCUAAAUAUUUAUCCAGACGAAAUAAAAAAACUGAUACCCGGGGACUGAGUUGUCCUAAACAGAAAUUCAUCUGUGACGAACCGUAUGCUAAAUCAUCAACGUACCAAUUCGAAUGUGAAUACGAUACUCAAUGUCCGAACAAUUACUUGUGUUGUAGUCAAAAUUGCUUCAAACACAAAGUUUGCUCGAAAGGCGUAUUCAGAAGCAUUAAAAACCCAUAUUGGACUUCUAACUCCAAAAACAAUUCGAUUUCUUUAGACGCCGAAUCGAAAAAAUGCCAAAAAUGGCCGUUUCCUUGUUCAAAUAUUUAUCCUGAAAGUUUUUCAUAUCCAUUUAAAUGCGAAUCUGAUACACAAUGUCCAAAAUAUUAUUUGUGCUGUCGACAAAAUUGUUUUAAACAUAAAAUUUGUUCAAAGGAAGUUGUGUACGUAGAAGAAUUGAGAAAAACAGAAAAAACUGCUAAAACUACUACCCUAGAUGGCGGAACAACGCAAAAUUCCGAUAGUUCCACUGCGGAUUCCGAUUAUUCAACUGCGGAUUCCGAUUAUUCAACUGCGGAUUCCGAUUUUUCAACUGCGGAUUCCGAUUAUUCAACUGCAGAUUCCGAUUAUUCAACUGUGAAUUUCGAUGGUUCAAAUGCGGAUUCCGAUUUUUCAACUGCGGAUUCCGAUUAUUCAACUGUGAAUUUCGAUAGUUCAACUGCGGAUUCCGAAACUUCAACUGCGAAUUUCGAUGAUUCAAUUGCGGACUCCGAAAGUUCAACUGCGGAUUCCGAUGUUUCAACUGCGGAUUCCGAUAGUUCAACUUUGGAUCCGAAUGCAAUUUAUCCAGAAUUUUUUUAUAGUGAAAGUGUCGAAGUCCUCAACGAGGAUUAUAGCGAAGGAAAAUAGGAUUUAAAAACGUUAAAUGUUAUUUUUGAUAAGAUUAUACUUUUUUUUAUAAUAAUUCAUAAUAAAUUUUGAAUAAA
Messenger RNA from Diorhabda carinulata, 1166 nucleotides. RefSeq lists its product as uncharacterized. The transcript has 3 exons. The record is from RefSeq and is a predicted model, not a curated record. Bases 37 to 1089 code for a protein of 350 amino acids. NCBI's taxonomy places the organism in Eukaryota, Metazoa, Arthropoda, Insecta, Coleoptera, Chrysomelidae.